Andrographis paniculata is the source of this 642-nucleotide messenger RNA. Its product is annotated as factor Xa inhibitor BuXI-like. Lineage: Eukaryota; Viridiplantae; Streptophyta; Magnoliopsida; Lamiales; Acanthaceae. Gene Ontology annotation, molecular function: endopeptidase inhibitor activity. The transcript has a single exon. The record is from RefSeq and is a predicted model, not a curated record. The coding region runs from base 1 to 642 and encodes 213 amino acids.
AUGAUAAUGAAACUAUUUUCCCUCUCUUUCCUUCUCAUACUCAUCCAUGGAGUUCCCGCCAACUCGGCUUUCGUUCGCGACGCCGACGGCGAUGUAGUCACAUCCGUAGGCGAGUACUUCAUCCGCUAUAGUGGCAUUGGUUUUUCUGGAGGCAUCGGUCUCUCCGGGUGGUCGCGCCUAACAUGCCCCGCCAGCGUCAUCCAAAUGUCGUCCGAGGUUGAUAGAGGCCUCCCGGUUAAUAUCACGCCCCUCAUCCAGCCCCGCAACUUUAGACCAUUUGCAAUCUACGAGAACGCGUCGGUCUUCAUCAAUUUCCCUCAAUAUGUCACCGGAUGUCCUAACGGCGAGGCCUAUUGGCACGUCGAUAUGUCCCAAGUGGUUGGGAAAUUCCUCGUUGGGGCCGGCGAGUUGGCGCCCGGCCCAUCAAGUCAUUUUGUGAUAGUUCCGGCCGGGAGAGAAAAUGUCUACACAUUAGCCAUAUGCCCGCCGAUUGCGGGGCUUAAAUGCCUCGGCCUCGGGAUUCACCGGUCGCUCGGUCAGGAUCGCCUGUCGGUGAACGAUCAGCCCAACGACCUCGCAUUUACGUUCUCGUUUGUUAAGAAGGGCGCCGUAGGUGCGAUUAAGAAAGUUACAGGUGCCUAG